UUUCAAUACUCGAUUCGGAAGUUCACACAUUCUCUCAUCAUAAUACCAUAUUGUAUAAAUAGCAAUUCCCAUAACUUGAGUAGCCAAAACAUCACAUGUCACCUUAUUCGUCUGUUGAUCAUCAAUCACCAAAUAUGUCAGAUAUUUCGGAAUAUUCUCAUUCAUCGAAUGCAGGCACGAGAAAGAAGAGGAGCAUAAACAAAAAAAGGUUCAGCGAUGGACAAGUUAAAUCACUGGAAUCCAUGUUUGAGACAGACUCCAGACUGGAACCGGCAAAGAAAUUGGAGGUGGCAAGAGAGCUUGGCUUGCAACCAAGACAAGUUGCCAUAUGGUUUCAGAACAAGAGAGCUCGAUGGAAGCUAAAGCAGCUUCAGCGAGACUACACCACGCUUCGAGCCAAUUAUAAGACGUUGGAUUCAAGGUUUGAUGCUCUCAACAAAGAGUAUCAAUCAAUGUUAACACAGUUGCAGGAUCUGAAAAAUCGAUUACAGAAGCCCCUAGAACAAACUGAGAGUUGUAGUACGCGAUACAAAGCAGCAAACAGCAUGGAGAGUGAAGCGGGAAAUGGAGAAACAGUCAAAAGAGAACAGGAGAUAAAGCGGCCUUGUUGGACAGCAGGAAGAUCAGAAGGCAUUGUUCGUAGUGUUAUCUCGGACUGUGACAGCAGCAUAAAGGCAAAACAAUACUUUGGUGUGGAAGAUGAAGCUUCUCUUCUGAACUUUGUCGAGAACACUGAUGGUUCUUUGACAACACCACAACAUUGGGGUUUGUUGGAAUCAGAUGAUAUCAUGGGCUGUGAUUACCAAUGGUGGGACUUCUGGUCCUGAAUGAAACAGAACAACCGAAUCAUUUUAUGCAUGUGCAUGACAUAUCUGAAGCGAAACAAAGUGUUGCUGGUUGCCGUAUGAUAAAGACCGAAUCAGCAAAUCACGUUAUAGUAUAUGAUUCAAUAUUUUAAAGAA
Messenger RNA from Vigna angularis (adzuki bean), 962 nucleotides. RefSeq names its product homeobox-leucine zipper protein ATHB-12. NCBI's taxonomy places the organism in Eukaryota, Viridiplantae, Streptophyta, Magnoliopsida, Fabales, Fabaceae. Gene Ontology annotation, molecular function: sequence-specific DNA binding; DNA-binding transcription factor activity, RNA polymerase II-specific. Gene Ontology annotation, biological process: positive regulation of DNA-templated transcription. The transcript has 2 exons. Gene Ontology annotation, cellular component: nucleus. The coding region runs from base 96 to 827 and encodes 243 amino acids. The record is from RefSeq and is a predicted model, not a curated record.